UAGCGUCUUCGCCUGGCCUGUUCUCUUUUGCAGCCGACGCUUUGUCCCGGGCACCCCCCUCCGGGUCUCGGGUCCGGCACUUCCGGUGAGCCUCUGGGGCGUACCGGCUUGGCGCGGCGGAGGCGGCGGAGGCUGGGAGAGCGGUCGGCGGGGUACGUUCGUCAUAUUGCCUGAGAGAAGCGGAGUCUCUGAGGUGGUGUCCAUCAUGUUCUCUUUCAACAUGUUCGACCACCCGAUUCCCAGGGUUUUCCAAAACCGCUUCUCCACACAGUACCGCUGCUUCUCUGUGUCCAUGCUAGCAGGGCCUAAUGACAGGUCAGAUGUGGAGAAAGGAGGGAAGAUAAUUAUGCCACCCUCAGCCCUGGACCAACUCAGCCGACUUAAUAUUACCUAUCCCAUGCUGUUCAAACUGACCAAUAAGAAUUCGGACCGCAUGACGCAUUGUGGCGUGCUGGAGUUUGUGGCUGAUGAGGGCAUCUGCUACCUCCCACACUGGAUGAUGCAGAACUUGCUCUUGGAAGAAGGUGGCCUGGUCCAGGUGGAGAGUGUCAACCUUCAAGUGGCCACCUACUCCAAAUUCCAGCCUCAGAGCCCUGACUUCCUGGACAUCACCAACCCCAAAGCCGUAUUAGAAAAUGCACUUAGGAACUUUGCCUGUCUGACCACCGGGGAUGUGAUUGCCAUCAACUAUAAUGAAAAGAUCUACGAACUGCGUGUGAUGGAGACCAAACCUGACAAGGCAGUGUCCAUCAUUGAGUGUGACAUGAACGUGGACUUUGAUGCUCCCCUGGGCUACAAAGAACCCGAAAGACAAGUCCAGCAUGAGGAGUCGACAGAAGGUGAAGCCGACCACAGUGGCUAUGCUGGAGAGCUGGGCUUCCGCGCUUUCUCCGGCUCUGGCAAUAGACUGGAUGGGAAGAAGAAAGGGGUGGAGCCCAGCCCCUCCCCAAUCAAGCCUGGAGAUAUUAAAAGAGGAAUUCCCAAUUAUGAAUUUAAACUUGGUAAGAUAACUUUCAUCAGAAAUUCACGUCCCCUUGUCAAAAAGGUUGAAGAGGAUGAAGCUGGAGGCAGAUUCGUCGCUUUCUCUGGAGAAGGACAGUCGUUGCGUAAGAAGGGAAGAAAGCCCUAAGUGAGGACUGUUGGCUGACUGGAAAAUAAUAAAAGAAUAAAUUGCAACA
Mandrillus leucophaeus (drill) is the source of this 1178-nucleotide messenger RNA. RefSeq names its product ubiquitin fusion degradation 1 like (yeast) (gene UFD1). The record is from RefSeq and is a predicted model, not a curated record. NCBI's taxonomy places the organism in Eukaryota, Metazoa, Chordata, Mammalia, Primates, Cercopithecidae. Gene Ontology annotation, cellular component: VCP-NPL4-UFD1 AAA ATPase complex. The coding region runs from base 206 to 1129 and encodes 307 amino acids. Gene Ontology annotation, molecular function: polyubiquitin modification-dependent protein binding. The transcript is spliced from 12 exons.